This is a messenger RNA of Patella vulgata (common limpet), 1289 nucleotides long. Its product is annotated as phosphoenolpyruvate carboxykinase, cytosolic [GTP]. Gene Ontology annotation, biological process: cellular response to glucose stimulus; cellular response to dexamethasone stimulus; propionate catabolic process. The coding region runs from base 129 to 1289 and encodes 386 amino acids. Lineage: Eukaryota; Metazoa; Mollusca; Gastropoda; Patellidae. The transcript has 6 exons. Gene Ontology annotation, cellular component: cytosol. The record is from RefSeq and is a predicted model, not a curated record. Gene Ontology annotation, molecular function: GTP binding; phosphoenolpyruvate carboxykinase (GTP) activity; manganese ion binding.
GGCUCGUGAGUUCAGUGCAGAACAAGAGCCAGCUAAUAAUAGUACUAUAUCGAUGAAUUGACCACUGUGUACAUCGAUAUAACUACCGUCAAUAUUCGUUUGUUUCGGAAUCUCACAAAGUUAUCACCAUGCCAGAAUUGGAAAAUUGUGAAAACGAACAAGUUUCUCCCCGUUUACUCAAAGACUCUCCAUUGUUAAAGAGACAAUGUCUACAGAUGAGACACUACAGAGUAAUCUACGGAGAUAUUGGACUACUGCCAGAGAAUGUCCAGUCAUACGUGGAAGAGAAUGUGCGUUUGUGUCGACCAGAUAAUGUACAUAUUUGUGAUGGAUCUGAGAGGGAAAAUGAUUUACUGACUUAUGUUCUACAGAAAGAUGGAAUCUUAAAGAAACUACCUAAAUAUGAGAAUUGUUGGCUAGCUCGUACAGAUCCAGCAGAUGUGGCUCGAGUUGAACGUCUUACCUAUAUUUCCACUGAACUUAAAAGGGAUACUGUACCUACACCCAAAAAUGGGGCAGUCUCCCAAUUAGGUAAUUGGAUGUCACCGGCUGAUAUGGACAAUGAGCUGAACAUAAGAUUUCCAGAAUGUAUGACAGGUAGAACAAUGUAUGUAAUACCAUUCAGUAUGGGACCAGUUGGGUCACCAUUAAGUAAAAUCGGGAUACAACUCACAGAUUCAGCCUAUGUGGUAGCCAGUAUGCGAAUCAUGACUAGAAUGGGUUCCAAUGUUUUGGCUGCUCUUAAUGGAGGACAAUUUGUUAAAUGUCUGCAUUCAGUUGGAAGACCUUUACCUUUAACAGCACCAGUUCAUAACAAUUGGCCAUGUGAUCCUAAAAUGACAUUAGUAGCACAUUUUCAAGAACGGAAUGAAAUUUGUUCAUUUGGAAGUGGUUAUGGUGGAAACUCCUUACUUGGUAAAAAAUGUUUUGCUCUUCGAAUAGGCUCAAAGCUAGCCCAGAAAGAAGGAUGGUUUGCAGAACACAUGUUGAUUUUAGGGUUAGAAAAUUCCAAAGGCGAGAAAAAGUAUAUAGCAGCUGCUUUCCCGAGUGCUUGUGGAAAAACAAAUUUGGCUAUGAUGACAUCAUCUUUACCAGAAUAUAAAGUGACAUGUGUUGGGGAUGAUAUCGCAUGGAUGAGAUUUGAUGAAAGUGGUCAACUUCGAGCAAUCAAUCCAGAAAAUGGUUUCUUUGGUGUAGCCCCAGGUAAUUGCCUAAUUAUUAUUUUUCAACAAUAUGUUUUGGAGGACAGGUUUACAAAUCAUCUAAUGCAACCACACCAGGCCUGUUGA